AUGAAAUCCGUUAUUUUUUGCAUCUUCUUUGCACUUUUCCUUAACUUAGUAAGCGCGCAUUAUAAACUUUUAACACCUCCACCCAGAAGCGGUGCUGUUUCAAGUUACGGUGCUCCAUGUGGUCUCAAUUAUACUGAUGUUAAUCAAACCACCAUUAGUUCUUUUCCUGUAAAGGGUGGUAUUGUUACAGUUGACAUGCUUCAUGCUACCGCCGGUACUUUGAUCCUUUAUUUUUCUAAUGAUGAUGGAAAGACUUUUGCUCCUUUGACAGAUCCAACGAAAUAUAAUAUAACUGAUAAGCUUGGUCAAAAUUUAACAAUUCCUGUUGACUUAAGCAAAGUAAAUGCAACCGUUGGAAAGCAAGGUAUUCUUCAAUCAGUUUUCCUUGAAGGUAAUGAAACAUCUCCAUCAAAUACAACAUUAUACGAUUGUGCAGAUGUAAAUAUUGCUGCUGAAAAUACUACUGCUCCUGCUACUAAAUCAAAUGCCGGUUCUAUUAAUGCACCACGCUUUGG
This is a messenger RNA of Dentiscutata erythropus, 515 nucleotides long. The record is from the annotation of a GenBank genome assembly. NCBI's taxonomy places the organism in Eukaryota, Fungi, Glomeromycota, Glomeromycetes, Diversisporales, Gigasporaceae.